Molecule: messenger RNA, 1631 nt
Organism: Ornithorhynchus anatinus (platypus)
Lineage: Eukaryota; Metazoa; Chordata; Mammalia; Monotremata; Ornithorhynchidae
Gene: P3H4
Product: prolyl 3-hydroxylase family member 4 (inactive)
Exons: 8
Coding region: 39-1382 (447 amino acids)
Biological process (GO): peptidyl-lysine hydroxylation; collagen fibril organization
Cellular component (GO): endoplasmic reticulum
Molecular function (GO): collagen binding; protein binding
Source: RefSeq, a predicted model, not a curated record
CCUCCCCGGGCCGUCCCGGUGCGGGCCGGCGGGGCAGGAUGGAGAUGCCGGGGCCGGGAGCUCCGCUGCUGCUGCCGUUAUUCCUCCUGCUGCUGCGGGGGUGCGGGGUGCGGGGCCAGUACGAGGAGUACAGCUUCCGCGGCUUCCCGCAGGCCGAGCUCCGGCCCCUGCAGGCGGCCUACGCCGCGGCCCUGGAGCGCUACGAGGGCGAGAACUGGCGGGAGAGCGUGCGGGGCCUGGAGGGCGCCCUGCGCCUCCACCGCCUGCUGCGGGACAGCGAGGCCCACUGCCACGCACGCUGCAGCGACCCCCGGCCCGGAGGCCCGGCCUCCCCGCAGCCCCCGCCACCGCCCGGGGAGACCGGCGACCAGUGGGCCCGCGAGCUCGGCCUCUUCGCCCACGUCCUCCACCGCGCAGCCUGCCUGCGGGGCUGCAAGCGGGACCUGCCCGUCUUCCGCCUGCCCUACCCGCCCCGGCAGCUGCUGAGAGACUUCCAGAGCCGCCUGCCCUACCUCUAUCUGCACUACGCCCUCUUCAAGACCAACCGGCCAGAGAAGGCCGUGGCUGCGGCCCACACGUUCCUGCAGCGGAAUCCCAAGCACGACAUGACCCUGAAGUAUCUCAACUACUACCGGGGCCUGGUGGACGUGGACGAGUAUCUCACGGAUCUGGAGGCUCAGCCCUAUGAGGCGGUGUUCGUGCGAGCCGUUAAACUCUAUAACGCAGGGGACUUCCGGCUCAGCGUGGCCGACAUGGAGCGGGCCCUGGCGGAUUACCUGGCCGGGUUCGGACGCUGCCUAGCCGGCUGCGAGGGAGCCCACGAGCUCAGCACCUUCCGGGAUUUCUACCCUGCCAUCGCAGACCGCUUGGCCGAAGCCCUGCAGUGCAAGGUGGACUGUGAGGCUGACCUGACCCCCAACGUGGGCGGCUACUUCGUGGACAAGUUCGUGGCCACCAUGUAUCACUACCUGCAGUUUGCCUACUACAAGCUGAACGAUGUGAAGCAGGCGGCACGCAGCGUGGCCAGUUACAUGCUGUUUGACCCCACGGACAACAUCAUGCAACAGAACCUGGUGUAUUAUCGCUUCCACCGUGAGCGCUGGGGCCUACAGGAAGAAGACUUCCAGCCCCGCCCGGAGGCAGUGCAGUACCACAACCAGACGGCCGAGCUGCGGGAGCUGCUGGAUUUCGCCCAGCUCUACCUGCAGAUGGACGAUGACGAGAUGGAGCUAGAAGAGACCGUGAAGCCGGACAGGCCGGAGCUGCCCUCGGACAGCGAGUUUGAGGGGGACGGAGACUAUGAGGAGGGCAUCUAUGCUGACUGGUGGCAGGAGCCGGAUGCCAAGGGUGAUGAAGCAGAGGCAGAGUCAGAGCAGCCAUGAGUGGCCGUGACCCUCGCCCCCGACGGAGAUCUCCGGGGGCCCCCCGACCUUUCCGCCUGCGCAUCCAGGGGAGGGGUUCUUCGCCUUCCCUGCGGACUCCGGGCGGGCAGCAGAUCUAUUUAUUAAGAACAUUUUUCCGUGCAGCGAGGCGGCCUGCCGCCGGGCGGGGAAGGGGUGGGCGGGCCGUGCCCGUGGAUGCCCGCUAGGGGGCAGGGCAGGAACAGGCUGCCUGACUGUCGGCGCAUCCCA